AUGCCCUCGACCUCCCCCAUCUCUAUUGUGUACUUCACAGCCCUUCUCGGGCUCGUCAGCACAACCCUUGCCUUCCCAACAUUUACGCCCACGGAACCCCUCUCGAAACGCAUAGCUCUCACCUGCAACAAUGAUGGCGGCCUCUACCGUCCCGUAUCGGAAGCCCAAGCCUGCGUCGACUACCUUUUGACUAAGAGCACCGAUGACUGCGUCGUUAGCGGCGACGAGACUGUCUUCUGUCAAGCCGGCGAUACUGUGAUCACGGGGAGUAGGACGGGGAAGGGUGGUGAGAGUUCACUUUGUCGGGAUGUUGCGAAGGGUGCUCAGAGGAUCAUUGAUAGUUGUACCACGCCUGAGGGGUACGUUGGAGGGUUUAACGCUGCAGAAGGGAAUGGUGCUCUGAUUGUCUCAAUCCACCGCAGGUAG
This is a messenger RNA of Aspergillus nidulans FGSC A4, 426 nucleotides long. RefSeq lists its product as uncharacterized. Bases 1 to 426 code for a protein of 141 amino acids. The record is from RefSeq and is a predicted model, not a curated record. Lineage: Eukaryota; Fungi; Ascomycota; Eurotiomycetes; Eurotiales; Aspergillaceae. The transcript has 3 exons.